AUGCCUCAAGGAACUGGAACCCUGACAAGUGACAAAGGACGAGUUCUUGGUCAAUUUGAAGUCGAAGGCGCUCAGUAUAUUUUCGUGGGCAAUCUGACUAGCUUUGGGCAGUCUUUCUCCGUUCCCGAUGCCGAUGUUACCUAUGAUUCAGCCGACCAGUUACGCAAAGAAGCUGAAGAAUUCGAAGAGUUGCCCAUAGAAAAGGACCAGAUUGAAAUCAAACUCAAGAAUGGGGUUGCGAUAACGGGCGGGUUUGAUAUGCCAUUCAGCGAUGGCGAGGUGAAGAAAGGGACUAUUGUGGGUGGUGGAGGGAAAUGGUUGAAGUUGUGA
This is a messenger RNA of Penicillium mononematosum, 330 nucleotides long. RefSeq lists its product as uncharacterized. The transcript has a single exon. The record is from RefSeq and is a predicted model, not a curated record. Lineage: Eukaryota; Fungi; Ascomycota; Eurotiomycetes; Eurotiales; Aspergillaceae. The coding region runs from base 1 to 330 and encodes 109 amino acids.